Messenger RNA from Heterostelium album PN500, 837 nucleotides. RefSeq lists its product as uncharacterized. The record is from RefSeq and is a predicted model, not a curated record. Gene Ontology annotation, molecular function: GTP binding. The coding region runs from base 1 to 837 and encodes 278 amino acids. The transcript has 3 exons. Lineage: Eukaryota; Evosea; Eumycetozoa; Acytosteliales; Acytosteliaceae.
AUGAAAUAUGAAACAAUUAUUGGAUUUUAUGGUAACCCUGGAAGUGGUAAAAGUACUAUAUGUAAUAGUUUAAUUGGAAAAGGUGUGUUCCAAUCAGGAGUUAGUAUUGGUACUGGUCUGACCAAGCAAGCUCAAUAUUAUCUUUUAGGAAAAGAUUUAAUAGUUGAUACUCCAGGAAUGGCUGAUGUACUUGCCAAAGAUACUACAGUAAAAGAAAUUGAGAAAUCCCUUAAAAAAGGAGGAAACUAUAAAAUAGUAUUUGUUAUUACUUUGGACUCGGGUAGAAUAAAGUUACAAGAUUUUAAUACCUUGAACUAUAUUUUAGAAUCAAUCAACACAGAGUUCAAUUACGGUUUACUUAUCAACCAAGUUUCUAAAUCAUCUCUUGCAAAGAUGAAUUCAGACAAUAUUCAAGCUUGUCUCCAAACUCUAAAGAAGAAACCCUUUCAUAUAUUAUCUAUUAAAAAGAUAAAAUCUUUAGAUGAAAAGGAGAACCAAAUGUUGGAUGAAUCCUCAGUUCAAGAUAUUCAGUCUUUUCUAUCAACUUUACCUGGUGUCAAUUUACUUCAAGAUCAAGUAAAGAGCAUAAAUAUCACAGAUUUUAAUAGAAAAUUAAUGGAGUUGGAAACUUUAGUUUUUGAAUUGAUGAAGUCUAUCAAAGAAGACAGGGAAAGAGAAGAAAUAUUACUUCAACUAAAUGAAAAUUCUCAGAGACUUUUGGAGCAAGAGAUUAAAGCCAAUAGAGAUCUUGAUAGUCAAGUUAAAAGUUUAAAUGAAAAGGUUCAAUCAUUGCUCAAACCCAAUCAUCAACCUCAAAGAAGAUGUACAAUUCAAUAA